This is a messenger RNA of Phycomyces blakesleeanus NRRL 1555(-), 1470 nucleotides long. RefSeq lists its product as hypothetical. The record is from RefSeq and is a predicted model, not a curated record. Lineage: Eukaryota; Fungi; Mucoromycota; Mucoromycetes; Mucorales; Phycomycetaceae. Gene Ontology annotation, cellular component: cytoplasm. Gene Ontology annotation, molecular function: zinc ion binding; glycine hydroxymethyltransferase activity; cobalt ion binding. The coding region runs from base 1 to 1470 and encodes 489 amino acids. Gene Ontology annotation, biological process: L-serine catabolic process; tetrahydrofolate interconversion; folic acid metabolic process. The transcript has 8 exons.
AUGCUUCGUUCUCUUUUGUCUCAACGCACCUCAGUUGCCCGCAUUGCCCGCCCUGCACUCAACCAAACUUUCCUCAACGAACGUUUAUCCCAAAAUGACCCCGAGAUGUUUGACAUCAUCGAAAAGGAAAAAAAGAGACAGCGUGAGAGUGUUGUCUUGAUCCCAUCAGAGAACUUUACCUCUAGAGCUGUCAUGGAUGCUCUUGGCAGUGUCAUGCAAAACAAGUACUCUGAAGGUUAUCCCAAUGCAAGAUAUUAUGGUGGAAAUGAGUUCAUUGACAUGUCCGAACUUCUCUGCCAAAAGAGAGCCUUGGAGGCCUUUAAUCUCUCUACUGAGGAAUGGGGUGUGAAUGUCCAGGCCUUGUCGGGUGCACCUGCAAACCUGUAUGUUUAUGGAGCUAUCAUGAAACCCCAUGAUCGUUUGAUGGGUCUUGAUCUUCCCCACGGUGGACAUUUGUCGCACGGUUAUCAAACCCCCACAAAAAAGAUUUCUGCUGUCUCUACAUAUUUCGAAACAUUGCCCUACCGCCUCGAUGAAUCAACUGGCCGUAUUGAUUAUGAUGCUCUGGAAGCAAAUGCUCUCUUGUACCGCCCCAAGGUCAUCGUGGCCGGUGCCAGUGCAUACUCUCGCAAUAUCGAUUACGCCCGCAUGAAACAGAUUGCAGACAAGGCUGGUGCUUACUUGAUGGCUGACAUGGCCCACAUCUCUGGUAUGGUUGCUGCCGAUCUCUUGCCUUCUCCUUUCAAGUACGCUGAUAUUGUUACCACCACCACCCACAAGUCUCUCCGUGGUCCUCGUGGUUCAAUGAUCUUCUUCCGCAAGGGUAUUCGUAGUGUCGACAAGAAGGGAAAAGAAAUCCUUUAUGAUCUCGAGAACCCCAUCAACCAGUCCGUCUUCCCUGGCCACCAGGGUGGACCUCACAACCACACCAUCUCUGCUCUCUCUGUAGCCUUGAAGCAGGUCAAGUCCCCCUUGUACAAGGAAUACCAGCAGCAGGUUCUGGUCAACAACCAGGCCUUUGCCACCGCAUUCUUGGACCUCGGUUACGACCUCGUCUCCGGCGGCACCGACAACCACCUGUUGCUCGUCAACCUCAAGGCCAAGGGUAUUGACGGUGCACGUGUGGAACGUAUUCUGGAGCUGGUCAACAUUGCUGCCAACAAGAACACUGUCCCGGGCGACAAGAGUGCCCUGAUCCCCGGUGGUCUGCGUGUCGGUACCCCAGCAAUGACCAGCCGUGGAUUCAAGCCUGAGGACUUUGGCAAGGUCGUGUCCUUUAUCGACCGUGCCGUGACCAUCGCAAUCAACGAAAAGGCCAAGGUCAAGGGAACCAAGCUUGCCAACUUUAAGGAACACAUUGGCGAUGGAUCCCAGCUUGAGGAUGUCCAGGCAUUGAAGAACGAGGUCGCUGAAUUCAGCCGUGCCUUCCCCACUGUUGGUUUCUAUGAGAACGAGAUGAAGUACGAGUAA